AUGGCGUUGAUCCCCGCCAUUCCACUGUCGACAUCAGACGCGGGACUGUGGAGCCCGACACUCAAGGACCAAAUCACCAAAAGUAGAUGGCGGGAUUGGGCACACGUCCUGAUCAACGGCACUGGCAUCCUAAACAACUGGAAAUGGCCCGACAUUGAAGGGUUUGAAGAGUUUGCUGGCCCCAAAAUCCACUCGGCUGCAUGGGAUCACUCUGUUGAAUUUGAGGGGAAACUGUUUGUUUAUGCGGUCGUCGACCUGGAUCUCAGCGGACAAGUCCUUGAGUCCGAGCUCAAGAAAGGAGAUGGCACUGAAGCUCCUGGGAACCGCCAGUACACCUUCACGGGUGCAGACAAGAAGGGAUUCAGAGAGGACCCGGGUUCCCAUCUUGAAUUCCGCAAGGAAAUCGAGGCCGACAUAAACAUCAUUACCGAGGAGAUGAACCGCCGCAUGGGCCCUGGUAAUGAGAAGCUCAAGGAGUUUAUUAUUCCUAAGUGGUCGCCUGGCUGCCGCCGUAUAUCUCCCGGUGACGGCUACCUGGAAGCCCUCGUCCAGCCCAAUGUCGAGCCCGUAUAUGGUGGCAUCAAACAGGCCGUUCCCGGCGGUCUCGUUAGUGAUGACGGGAUGUUCCAUAACAUGGAUGUUCUCGCCUGCGCCACCGACUUCAAUGGGGCCUUCAAGCCGGCCUUUAAAGUCGUCAAUGGCGAUGGAAAGACUGUCCAGGAAGAUUGGGGCGACAGUGUCAACUUUCACUUCGAUACCUUCCACCGCACCACCGUCUUUCAGGAAGAGUGCCGUAGUUGGUUCAAGGAUGGCAAGAUCAAGAAUAGGGUUUACUUGUGGCCAGGUCCGACGGUCCAUUUCCUCAAGUCGAUCAAAGAUUCCCGGUUCGAAGACUACGAUAUCCGGUGGCGAUACGGAAACAGAUUCGCUUACCUGGGCAAUGGCGAGGUCAAGGCAAGCAAGAUGAACGAUGUCCACGGGCUCUCGCCGUAUGUUCGAAGCAGCGAUUAUGACUGGGAUGUAGAGUAA
Geosmithia morbida is the source of this 1029-nucleotide messenger RNA. Its product is annotated as Flavin-binding monooxygenase-like. Bases 1 to 1029 code for a protein of 342 amino acids. The transcript has 5 exons. The record is from RefSeq and is a predicted model, not a curated record. NCBI's taxonomy places the organism in Eukaryota, Fungi, Ascomycota, Sordariomycetes, Hypocreales, Bionectriaceae.